This is a messenger RNA of Canariomyces notabilis, 1320 nucleotides long. RefSeq lists its product as uncharacterized. The coding region runs from base 1 to 1320 and encodes 439 amino acids. The record is from RefSeq and is a predicted model, not a curated record. Lineage: Eukaryota; Fungi; Ascomycota; Sordariomycetes; Sordariales; Chaetomiaceae. The transcript has a single exon.
AUGUUACGUAGCCCGUGCCCAACCCGUUCGGGCAUACGGCUUUGCCAGGCCUGCGAGCCUGUCUCCGGGCGGCGGUGGAUUCAGUCUGCCAAGCGUCCCUCCUCCGCCUUGCGCAUCGGCGCGCUCUCACCUGCUGCGGCACCCCGAGCAAACCCUAUCUUUCCGAUAGCCGCCCGCUCCUUCACAACCUCGCGGCCAUGUCUAGUAGUCAAAUGGCCACAGAGCCCCCAAACCCUGAAUGCAUCGCCGAACAGAUUCGGCAGGACCCAGCCGGCCGGCCACCCGCUUCCGGACUUGGCUGGAUGCGUUGCUGCCGUCAAUCGCAUCACCAAGGCAUUCCUAGCUCAUUCGGGUCUUCCAUCCGAGGAGACCACGCUCAAGGCUCUUCAAGGAUGCGCAGCAAUCGAUCUGAGGUUGUUGGGGGACGCUGUGGAACGCCGCGCUGAAGACCCUGCGUCUGAGACUAGACCCGCAUCGCAGCUCUUGGGCCUGGACCGCGUCGUCCCAAAAACCGGGGACAAGCCCGUUCCCCAAGCAAGUCCGUCACUUCGACCGCACGAUGUCAUUGAUAAGAUAUCGGAUGCGGCAUACGCAAUCGUCGCCCACCCGACUGUUGUCAUCACCCGGAAGGUGCUUGAGGAGUACAUCCGCCUCCAGGCUCGUCUCGGAAGGCCGCAGACGUUGCCCCAGGUCCUCGCUCUUUACGCUGGCAAGCCAAGGCCGAAACUGGCAUCUGGGACCGUCCAAUAUGUUGAGCGUGACCCCAACAAGGCAGAAAAUGCUGUGGACCGCGCCGUUGCCGACAUGGCCUUGGAUGCCGCAAUCGAAGCCAAGAAUCUCGAGGCCGCCAUCGGCAUUCUGGAAAAUACCUACGCGUCAAAGGCUUUCAUCCGGUCCAAGAUAAUCAACAAGGCCCUUCUCCCUGCUACGGCCGUUGUGACCACACCCCUGGUCCUUUACUUUAUCGCCACCGAGCUAGCGCAGAUGCAAUACUCGUUGGAUUCGCAAACCGCGACCAACAUGGCCUUUGCAGGCGCCCUUUGCUAUGUGGGCUUCACUGCGAGCAUCGGUGCCGUGGCUCUCUUUACGUCAAAUGACCAAAUGAAACGGGUAACCUGGGCUCUGGGCACGCCGUUACGCCAUCGCUGGCUCUACGAAGAUGAGCGCGCUGCCCUUGACAAGAUUGCCUGCUCAUUCGGCUUCUCUGAGGAGCACCGGUACGGCGAGGAAGAGGGGGAAGAUUUCAUGUGGCUCCGAGAAUAUAUACUGCACCGAUCCAUGGUCCUUGACAAGGUGGAUCUGAUGCCCGGCAUGAACUAA